ACGCAGGUGACAUCUGGUCACGACUAGCCAUCGAGCUGCUGGGGAUAUUCACGAGCUGGACAGCUGGACGUUUGCCAUUGUGAUCGACAUGGCAGAGAUAAAUAUCGCGGCUCCCUCCCGCCGAUCUCUGCAUCUGGUCUUGGUUCUCCAGCUCACAGCUCUCACAUCUCCAACAGUAGACGCUUGUUCAGCCUCGUGGUCGUCCUCCCUAUCCUCAUCAACAACAAUCCACUUGUUCCUUGCACUAGAGACGCCGUCACGAUGCACGCCCUCUUCCUCAUCUCCCUGGUGCUCCCGCUGGUGUCGGCCGCCCCGGCCCGCCGCGCCACGCCCGCUCCUCUGCUCAAGCCCCGCGACGGCACGAUCAUCGAGAACAAGUACAUUGUCAAGCUCACCGACAGCAUCAAGGCUGCUGGUGUCGACGAGGCCCUGAACCUGUUCAAGGCUGAUGCCGACCACGUCUACGACGCCGAGGGGUUCAAGGGUUUCUCUGGCCACCUCGAGUCUGACGAGCUCACUGCUCUGCUCAACCACCCCGAUGUCGAGUUCAUUGAGCACGAUGCCGAGGUCACCACCCAGGCCUACACCACCCAGACCGGUGCCACCUGGGGCAUCACCCGCAUCAGCCACAAGUCGCGCACCGCGACCGGCUACACCUACGACACCAGCGCUGGCGAGGGCACGUGCUCGUACAUUAUUGACACGGGCAUCUACACCACCCACAGCGACUUUGGCGGCCGUGCCACCUUCCUGGCCAACUAUGCCAGCGACAGCACCACCGGCGACGGCAACGGCCACGGCACCCACGUUGCCGGCACUGUCGGCUCGACCACCUACGGCGUGGCCAAGAAGACCAAGCUCUACGCUGUCCGCGUUCUCAACGCCAGCGGCAGCGGCACCAACUCUGGUGUCAUUGCCGGCAUGAACUUUGUCGCCACCGACUCGCAGACUCGCUCGUGCCCUGCGGGCUCCGUCGCCAACAUGUCUCUUGGUGGUGGCUACUCUGCUGCCGUCAACGACGCCGCCACUGCUCUCGUCAACGCCGGUGUCUUCCUGGCUGUUGCCGCUGGCAACUCUGCCGCCAACGCGGCCAACUACUCGCCCGCCUCUGCCGCGGCCGCCUGCACGGUUGGUGCCACGACCUCGACCGACGCCAUUGCCAGCUACUCCAACUACGGCGCGCUCGUCGACAUCUUUGCGCCCGGCUCGAGCAUCACCUCGACCUGGAACAACGGCGGCACCAACAGCAUCUCUGGCACCUCGAUGGCCUCCCCCCACGUUGCCGGCCUCGGUGCCUACCUGCUGGCCCUCGAGGGUCCCCGCACCCCUGCCGCCCUCUGCACCCGCAUCAAGGCCCUGGCCCAGACCGGUGUGCUGAGCGGCAUCCCCAGCAGCACCGUCAACCAGCUCGCCUUCAACGGCAACCCCUCUGAUUAAGCGUCUGUUCUCCUGACUCUGGGAGCCAAGCCUCGUCGUGGCUCCCAAAACAGGAAGCUCACUAGUGUUUUCUCGGCUGAGAAUGGCAGUUGAUGAUGACGACAUUUGAUGACGGACUCACAAGCAGUGCCUGCAGGGGGGCUUGGCUCUGCUUAUGGCCAGGGAUCGAUCAUUUUGAUUACACA
Microdochium trichocladiopsis is the source of this 1622-nucleotide messenger RNA. Its product is annotated as subtilisin-like serine protease-like protein PR1A. NCBI's taxonomy places the organism in Eukaryota, Fungi, Ascomycota, Sordariomycetes, Xylariales, Microdochiaceae. Gene Ontology annotation, molecular function: serine-type endopeptidase activity. The record is from RefSeq and is a predicted model, not a curated record. Gene Ontology annotation, biological process: proteolysis. The coding region runs from base 262 to 1437 and encodes 391 amino acids. The transcript has 3 exons.